AUGGAGAAGCUACCCCCACCAAGCAUAAACUUGUGUUUUGGACCAGAACAUGUCCAACAGCCGCAUAUGAAAUUUUCUGAAUGGAAAUUCAAGCUGUUCAAAAUAAGAUCUCUUGAAAAGCCUCUUUCUGAAGACAGCCACCAGGCUAACUCUGCUAAAGAAAAUGUGACAGGAUCUCUGGGAGUCACUGACGAACAACCCAAGGCAGCAACUGUAAUGUCACAAGUGCCCUUUGAAACAGCCCCCGAGUUGAAUAAAAAUAGCUUGGCAAAAGAGAAAGUUAUCUUUCACAUGAGCCAAAGUGAGAUGGAAGUUCACCAAGCCAACCUGCAGCACCUCUGUCGCAUCUGUGGAGGCUCACUGAAAACUGACCCUUACAAAAAGUGUCAUCCAGUUCAUGGGCCAGUAGAUGAGGAGACCCAGGCUCUUUUGAGAAAGAAAGAGAAAAGAGCCACUUCCUGGCCUGAUCUUUUUGUCAAAGUUUUUAAGAUUGAUGUAAGGGGAGAUAUUGACACAAUCCACCCUACUCAUUUUUGUCACAAUUGUUGGAAAGCCAUGCAAAGAAAAGUCAGCAAUGCCCCCCAUGAAGCACAUCUUCUAGAGAGAGACCCAGUGGAAUGGCAUCCCCAUUCAACAAGCUGUGAUGUUUGCGUCACUUCCUUUCGUGGCAUCAAGAGGAAAAAAACAAUGCUGAAUUCACAGCUGAGCAAAAAACUCAGGAUUAUUGCUGGACAUACGAGAAAAAUAAGAUGCAUAAGAAAGGUAAAGCAACUGAAUAACAAAAGUUUGAUGAAAAAGAUUUCAAACUGUAAGCAAAUCCAUCUCAGCACAAAAAUUCUUGCAAUAGACUACCCUGUGGACUUUGUAAAGUCAAUAUCUUGCCAGGUCUGCGAACACAUCCUGGCUGAUCCAGUAGAAACAACAUGUAAACACUUAUUCUGUAGAGUCUGCAUUCUUAAAUGUCUUAAAAUAAUGGGAAGCUAUUGCCCAUCCUGCCGAUAUCCUUGUUUUCCUACUGAUCUAGUGAGCCCUGUAAAAUCCUUCCUAAGCAUCCUCAACAAUUUGGUUUUGAGAUGCCCAAUAAAAGGCUGUCAUGAGGAGGUCUUUUUAGAAAAAUACUGCCAACAUCGUUCUAAUCAUAAAGGGGCAGAAAGUACAGACAGCUAUGUCUAUAUCAACAAAGGUGGCCGACCAAGACAACAUUUGCUUUCACUGACCCGGAGAGCUCAAAAGCACCGCUUGAGAGAACUCAAGCUUCAAGUAAAAGAUUUUGCAGAAAAGGAAGAAGGAGGAGAUAUAAAGUCUGUGUGCCUAACUUUGUUCCUGCUAGCUUUGAGAUCUAGAAAUGAGCACAGACAAGCAGAUGAAUUGGAAGCUAUAAUGCAAGGGAAGGGAUCUGAUCUUCAUCCAGCUGUUUGUUUGGCAAUCCGAGUCAACACCUUUCUUAGCUGCAGCCAAUAUCAUAAAAUGUACAGGACAGUAAAGGCAAUUACAGGAAGGCAAAUUUUCCAGCCUUUGCAUGCUCUCCGAACAGCUGAGAAGUCCCUUCUGCCUGGUUAUCAUCCCUUUGAAUGGGAGCCUCCUUUGAAAAAUGUGUCCAGUAACACAGAUGUAGGCAUUAUUGAUGGGCUGUCAGGAAUACAACAGUCUGUGGAUGACUACCCAGUGGAUACAAUUGCAAAACGUUUUCGAUAUGAUGCAGCUUUGGUGGCUGCCCUUAUGGAUCUAGAAGAAUACAUUUUAGAAGGACUGAAAACGCAUGACUUAGAUGACUAUCUGAAAGGACCUUUCACGGUAGUGAUUAAAGAAUCCUGCGAUGGAAUGGGAGAUGUCAGUGAAAAGCAUGGCUGUGGCCCAGCAGUUCCUGAAAAAGCAGUUCGAUUCUCCUUCACCCUCAUGAGCAUCACUGUAACUCAUGACCAUGGCAGUACAAGGAUUUUUGAAGAAAGCAAACCCAAUUCAGAGUUGUGUUGUAAGCCUUUGUGCCUUAUGCUGGCUGAUGAGUCAGAUCACGAGACCCUCACUGCCAUCCUGAGUCCUCUUAUAACAGAACGGGAAGCCAUGAAAAAUAGUGCAUUGAUACUUUAUAUGGCUGGUAUUCCUAGAAUUUUCAAAUUCAUAUUUAGGGGCACUGGGUAUGAUGAAAAGCUUGUCCGUGAAGUUGAGGGUCUGGAAGCAUCAGGCUCUACUUACAUUUGUACACUUUGUGAUGCCACCCGCCUAGAAGCCUCUCAGAACCUAAUCCUGCAUUCUGUAACCAGGAAUCAUGCUGAAAACCUAGAACGAUAUGAAGUGUGGAGGGCCAAUCCUUACCAUGAAGCUGUUGAUGAACUACGUCACAGAGUGAAAGGUGUUUCUGCCAAGCCUUUUAUUGAGACUGUGCCUUCAAUAGAUGCACUUCACUGUGAUAUUGGCAAUGCAGCUGAAUUUUAUAAACUAUUCCAGUUUGAGAUUGGUGAGGUAUACAAAAAUACCAGUGCAACCAAAGAAGAGAGAAAGAGGUGGCAGUCAACUCUUGACAAACACCUUAGAAAAAAGCUAAAUUUGAAACCUGUAACAAGGAUGAAUGGAAAUUUUGCAAGAAAACUCAUGAGUAGGGAGACUGUGGAUGCCGUCUGCGAAUUAGUAAAAUGUGAGGAGAGACAUGAAGCCCUCAGAGAAUUAAUGGACCUUUAUCUUAAGAUGAAACCAGUAUGGAGGUCUUCAUGUCCAACCAAAGAAUGCCCAGAACUUGUAUGUCAAUACAGUUUCAACUCCCAAAGAUUCGCUGAAUUGCUGUCGACUAAAUUCAGUUAUAGAUAUGGUGGGAAGAUUACCAAUUAUUUUCAUAAAACACUUGCUCAUGUUCCAGAAAUUAUAGAACGGGACGGUUCCAUUGGUGCCUGGGCAAGUGAGGGAAAUGAGUCAGGCAACAAACUGUUCAGACGCUUUCGAAAGAUGAAUGCCAGGCAGUCAAAAUGUUAUGAGAUGGAAGAUGUUUUGAAGCAUCAUUGGUUGUAUACUUCAAAGCAUUUACAAAAAUUCAUGAAUGCUCAUAAUACAUUGAAAAGCCAGAUGGUCCAAAUUAGUCCAGAACAGACUGAGAGUGAUCUCAUGAUGAUGGAGGAUUCUUUGGAGACUUCUGAUUUCAUGGACUUCUAA
This is a messenger RNA of Pseudonaja textilis, 3141 nucleotides long. It is a transcript of the gene RAG1, whose product is annotated as recombination activating 1. The record is from RefSeq and is a predicted model, not a curated record. Gene Ontology annotation, biological process: V(D)J recombination; pre-B cell allelic exclusion; adaptive immune response. Gene Ontology annotation, cellular component: endodeoxyribonuclease complex; DNA recombinase complex; nucleus. Gene Ontology annotation, molecular function: sequence-specific DNA binding; ubiquitin protein ligase activity; double-stranded DNA endonuclease activity. Lineage: Eukaryota; Metazoa; Chordata; Lepidosauria; Squamata; Elapidae.